AAGGAUUCCAUUCUUGUUUUCAGUUCAUCCCAAUGCCUGUGCUUUACGGCGUCUUCCUCUACAUGGGUGUGUCGUCCCUCAGAGGAAUUCAGUUCUUCGAUCGCUUGAAGCUGUUCUGGAUGCCGGCGAAACACCAGCCGGAUUUCGUCUACCUGCGGCACGUGCCCUUGCGAAAGGUGCAUUUCUUCACCACCGUCCAGCUGAUCUGCCUCGUCCUGCUCUGGGGCAUCAAGGCGUCCCGUGCCGCCAUCAUCUUUCCCAUGAUGGUGUUGGCUCUCGUUUUUGUGCGCAAAGUGAUGGAUUUCUGCUUCUCCAAGCGAGAGCUCAGCUUUCUGGAUGACCUGAUGCCAGAAAGCAAGAAGCAGAGGUUGGGCGACGCCAAAACCGAAGCCCAAGAAGAAGAGGAGUCCCAGAAGACGAUGGCAGCUGCUGCUGCAAAUUGCGUUCAGCUGGAACUGGGGGAGACCAGCGGCUUGGAUAUCCCACAGCAACCCAGUGACAGGGCUGAUCCUUCGGAGAUUAAUAUCUCAGACGAGAUGUCCAACAUGACCGUGUGGAAGGCGCUGACGAUGAAGAGGGAAACGCUCUGACUCUGGGGAGGAAAGAGGAAUGUUGACUCUGAAGGAGAGGAGUGAGAACGUGACUCAGGGAUGUGCCGACGCAGGCCCGGGGAGAAACCGCUUCCCUUCAGCCGGAGGAUUCCCAUUAAAGCCAUGCAGAUGUUGUCGGUUACCCUGGGUGUGCUUCAGGCGUUCAGUAUCCCCAGAGC
Phalacrocorax carbo (great cormorant) is the source of this 769-nucleotide messenger RNA. The record is from RefSeq and is a predicted model, not a curated record. Lineage: Eukaryota; Metazoa; Chordata; Aves; Suliformes; Phalacrocoracidae.